Molecule: messenger RNA, 1797 nt
Organism: Selaginella moellendorffii
Lineage: Eukaryota; Viridiplantae; Streptophyta; Lycopodiopsida; Selaginellales; Selaginellaceae
Product: heat shock 70 kDa protein 12A
Exons: 1
Coding region: 1-1797 (598 amino acids)
Source: RefSeq, a predicted model, not a curated record
AUGGCUUCCAGCUCUCGUUCUUCCCAACCAAAGGUGAUAGUGGGCUUAGAUUUUGGGACUACAUUUUCCGGCUUCUCGUUCGCGCAUCGCUCUGAUCCGGAUGAUGUGCAAAGCUUCUACGACUGGCCAGAUGCCGGCAGGCCAUACUGCAAGACGCAGACCAGCUUGUUCUACUCUCCAGCGGGAGAGCUUCUUGCUUGGGGAUGGAGCGCGCUCAAAGCCUACUCGGAAGCUCUCCAGGUUUCCUCCAGCACUGGCCAAGGCGAGGUGGGUCUCCUAGUGUCCAAGUUCAAGCCCAUUCUCGAAGAUGGCGAGCUCGCGAAGAGUAUGCUGGAGGUUCUUCCGGGUUGGGCGACUGCGGAAAAGCUCAUAGUGGAUUAUCUCGGUUGCAUCUCCGAGUUUAUUGGAGGGCAUCUCCGGCAAAAGUAUGGCUCGUGCCUGCUCCGAGAAGAGGUUGCCUGGUGUCUCUCCGUGCCUGCGAUCUGGAGCGAUGCGUCCAAACGCAAGAUGGAGAUUUAUGCAGAGAAGGCAGGGAUCGUGAAGGGGAAGCAUUGCUCCAGCUCCGAGGCGAGUUCAUUCCCUCUCAAGAUAGUUCUCGAGCCAGAGGCAGCGUCGUUUUACUGCCAGAAGCAGCUCAAAGACACGGCAAUCCUGUGCAAUGGUGACAAGUUUCUCACCGUGGAUGUUGGUGGUGGGACGAUCGACUUGGUGGUGCACGAGAAAGUCGAGGGUGGAUCAUCAUACGAGGUGCGUGAGGUUUCAGCCAGUUCCGGGGAGCUGGGAGGAGGGACGUACGUCGACAAAAACUUCCUGGGCUUGCUCAAAAGAAAGAUUGGGUGCUUAGAGAGCUUUGACGAUCCAGAGACGCUUCACAAGAUCACACGGUGGUGGCUGGGGUCUCUUGGAAAGAGUAGCUUCGAUGGAACGGGUUUCAAACUAUAUGAGCUGCCGCGGAAGCUCUCAAAGGCAUGGAAGAAGUUUGAUGAGCAGCUGGGAUGCGCAGAGGGUCAUGACGAGGAGUACUACGAGGAGAUCAAGCUCAGCGAAGAAGAGCUGAGGGGCAUCUUUGACACCGAGAUCGAAAAAGUUGCAGCUCUCAUCGACAAGCAGCUCUCUCAUUGUCGUGACACGAUGAUCCAGCACGUCUUUCUGGUUGGCGGAUUUGCUGAGAGUCCUUACCUCGUGAAAAAGAUCACUGAGAAGUACAACUCGAGUAACGCUGGCGUAACGAGAGAGGUGAUCGCUCCUCCAUCUCCAGGUGCUGCCAUAUGCAAAGGCGCAGUGGCACUCGGAUUUGGCACCGCUGCCGUUGUCUCGAGAAUCUCCAAGAAAUGGUAUGGCUUGAGGACCGCGCAGAGGUUUCAGGAGGGUGAUCGGGAGGAGUACAAGUUCGUGAAUGAUGAAGGAGCUGAUAUGUGCGAUAAAAAGUUCCAGAUAUUUGUGAAGAACGGGGAAUCUAUUGCAGAGGACACAUUCGUCUCUGAAAGGAACUUAGGUCCGUCAUUCGCGAAGCAGAGAUCAAUGACGAUAGAGUUAUUCAGUUCGAGUGGCGAAAUUGCUCCAAGCUACGUCACUGAUCCGGGCUGCAAGAGGCUGGGGAAGUACAUCUUUGACAUAAGCGAAAACAUGGAGCUUGGGAACAAGCGGAGUGUUUUCGUGUCAAUGUAUUUUGGAAGGUCGACCAUCCAAGUGUUUGCGCAGCGGAUCAACUUUGGAAAGAACCGACAGCCUGAGAAGCUCUACUGCGUUGAUCUGAGUGGGUCCUCCAUAGGCAGGAAGAGGAAAUCGAGAAUAUAG